Molecule: messenger RNA, 593 nt
Organism: Racocetra fulgida
Lineage: Eukaryota; Fungi; Glomeromycota; Glomeromycetes; Diversisporales; Gigasporaceae
Source: the annotation of a GenBank genome assembly
UGCGACCGUGGGAGGAUGACCCGGAGGAAGAAAUUCCUCAUGAUGAUUCUAUUAUUACGAUCGCAGAAUUAUGCAAAGAUCUUAAAAGAGGAAGAAAAUCAAAUACGUUUAAAGAACUAGAACUUGCCAAAUAUAAGAAACUUCAACUUAAACGUGUUAAACGCGCAAAAAAAAACAAUUCUAUCAAUAGUAAAGAUAUAGGUGAAGUUGAAGAAGAAAAUAGAAGUAAUGCUGAAGAGGCCAAUGCUGAACAAGCUGAACAAGCUAAUGCUGAAGAGGCUAAUUCUGAAGAGACUAAUGCUGAAGAGGCUAAUGCUGAAGAGGUUUAUGAAUUGGAAGAGACUUAUGCUGAAGAGGCUAAUGCUGAAGAGGUUUAUGAAUUGGAAGUGUCUCAACAAGAAACCGAUGAUUAUGAUCAAGAAAUCAUAUUAGAUGAUUUAGCGGAUGAAAAUAAUCAGCAAGAAAAUGAUGCUGAAUCAAGUCAUGAUGAUGAAAUUAUUGAAGAGAUAGAAGAACCCAUAUCCGAUGCUGCAAUAGAUGAAGAACUUCCUGAAGAUACUAAUCCUAUAAUUGAAGAUGAAGAUUCAAAUUAG